Mercurialis annua (annual mercury) is the source of this 1427-nucleotide messenger RNA. RefSeq names its product fasciclin-like arabinogalactan protein 10. Bases 97 to 1353 code for a protein of 418 amino acids. The record is from RefSeq and is a predicted model, not a curated record. NCBI's taxonomy places the organism in Eukaryota, Viridiplantae, Streptophyta, Magnoliopsida, Malpighiales, Euphorbiaceae. The transcript has a single exon. Gene Ontology annotation, cellular component: plasma membrane.
UAACCACUCCACUUCACUCCCAUCCAUUCCUUUUAUCUUCUUUCUCCUCAUUAUCUCUCACACUCUGCUCCCUCUCUCUCAGCUAAACUAUUCGCCAUGGGAGCUUCACAUUACUUUUUCUUCUUCCUUGCCUUAUCCGCCGCCGUUUCAGCUCAUAACAUCACCGACAUUCUCUCCGGCUUCCCGGAGUAUUCUCAGUUCAACGAUUUCUUAACCCAAACAAGGUUAGCCGAUGAAAUCAACAGCCGCGAGACAAUCACUGUGUUAGCUCUUAACAAUGGUGCCAUGUCAGCUCUUUCAGCCAAACACCCGCUCCCCGUCAUUAAAAAUGCUCUCAGCCUCCUUGUUUUGCUCGACUACUAUGAUCCCUCUAAGCUCCACCAGAUCUCUAAGGGCACCACUCUCUCCACCACUCUUUACCAAACUACUGGAAAUGCCCCUGGGAAUUUAGGGUUUGUGAAUAUCACCGAUCUUCAAGGCGGUAAAGUCGGGUUCGGCUCGGCUGCUCCCGGCUCCAAGCUUGAUACGACUUACACCAAGUCGGUCAAACAAAUACCUUAUAAUAUCUCUGUACUCGAGGUCAACGCGCCGAUUAUUGCUCCGGGGAUCUUAACAGCUCCGGCUCCGUCAGCUGAUGUGAACAUAACCGGCUUGCUUGAAAAAGCUGGAUGCAAAACUUUUGCUAGCCUGCUUCUUUCAAGCGGUGUGAUUAAGACCUACCUGUCAGCUGCUGAUAAAGGUUUGACCAUUUUUGCACCAAACGACGAGGCGUUUAAGGCUGCCGGAGUUCCUGAUCUGAGCAAGCUUACGAAUGCUGAGGUGGUUUCUCUUUUAGAGUAUCACGCCUCCGUUGGUUACAGUCCUAAAGGAGCUUUGAAGACUAAAAAAGAUCCAAUCUCAACUCUGGCUACUAACGGCGCUAGCAAGUACGAUCUGACGGUUUCUACUGCCGGCGAUGACGUCACUCUCCACACCGGUGUUGCUUCAUCGAGAGUCGCUGAGACUGUUCUUGACUCAACUCCUCUUGUGAUCUUCACCGUUGAUAAUGUGCUUUUACCUACUGAGUUGUUCGGAAAAGCUCCAUCGCCUGCUCCAGCUCCUGAGCCGGUGAGUGCGCCAUCUCCUUCUCCGGCGACAAGUCCCGCUCCUGCUAGCGUUGAGGCACCGUCGCCGUCGGCUGCUUCUCCACCUGCUCCGCCAAUGGAUACGCCUGUAGGAGCGCCUUCUGAUGCGCCGGCGGGAUCAGAGAAUAGCACUGCGGAUAAGGAUAAUGCUGCUGCUGUUCACGUGACUGCAUCUGCAUUGUUUACGCUAUUUUCUGCCACUGUAAUUUGUUCGAUUCUCAUGUCCUGAAUCGUAAUUAUGUAGCUCUGUUAAUUACUUUACAUUUUUCUUAAUUUUUGGAAUAUUGAGACGUUUGUUGUUUA